Molecule: messenger RNA, 1296 nt
Organism: Candidula unifasciata
Lineage: Eukaryota; Metazoa; Mollusca; Gastropoda; Stylommatophora; Geomitridae
Source: the annotation of a GenBank genome assembly
AUGGCAACACCAGAUAAAAGCAAGAAAUCUUCCUCUGGCUCAAAAUGCUGCAAAGGUCCUGGGUACGCCAGCCCAAAGGAGGCAAUGAAGAAAGGACCCAGAGAAAAGAUCCUGUACAUGCCCUGCAUUGUACCCCAAGAGCAGAAGAAACUGAAAGCAGAUUACUUAGCAACCAUUGACGUAGAUCCGGAUUCCCAGACUUACUGCAAGGUGAUACACCGUCUGGUUAUGCCCUUUCUUGAGGACGAGCUGCAUCAUUCUGGUUGGAAUGCGUGUUCUAGUUGUCAUGACGAUCCAACCAAGGCCCGGAAUAAACUAAUACUACCUGCUCUUAACAGCGACAGAAUUUAUGUCAUUGAUGUUGGAGCAGAUCCCAAGCAGCCACGAAUUCACAAGAUAAUCGAACCUGAUGAUGUCCACUCCAAAACUGGACUAGGUGCUCCUCAUACCUCACAUUGUCUUGCUAGUGGAGAAGUCAUGAUCAGCUGCAUUGGCGAUGCUCAGGGCAACAGUUCAAAGAGUGGGUUUAUUUUGCUGGAUGGGGAGAACUUCGACAUUCUAGAAAACUGGGAAAAAAGCCACAUCAGCAUAGGCUACGACUACUGGUACCAGCCAAGGUACAACGUCAUGAUCAGCACAGAAUGGGGUCCCCCUCGCGUCUGGAGAAGUGGGUUUAACAUCCAACAUGUUGCAGAAGGAAUGUAUGGUCACAGUCUGCAUAUCUGGGAUUGGUCUACACAUAAGGAGAUUCAAACAAUUGAUCUGGGUACAGAAGGCGCUAUUCCCCUUGAGAUAAGAUUUCUGCACGACCCGGAUGAAUCGACAGGUUAUGUUGGCUGCACUCUGAGCUCGGCUAUUUUUAGAUUCUUUAGGACUGCAAAAGGAGACUGGGAAGCAGAGAAAGUUAUUCAAGUGCCCCCAAAGAAAGUAGAAGGUUGGGCCAUGCCUGAUAUGCCAGGUCUGAUUACUGACAUUGUUGUGUCGCUGGAUGACAAGUUCCUUUACUUCAGCAACUGGAUACAUGGAGACAUCCGGCAGUACAAUAUCACAGACAGGAGUCAACCCAGACUUGUUGGACAGGUAUUCCUUGGUGGAAGUGUUCCAUUGGAUGGCUCUGUCAAAGUUAUACACGAUGAAGAACUCAAGUGUCAACCCAAACCAGUUUUUGUGAAAGGCAAGCGCCUUGAGGGAGGUCCACAGAUGAUCCAACUGAGCCUAGAUGGUAAACGUCUGUACGUUACCAACUCACUUUACUCUGUAUGGGACCAGCAAUUUUAUCCUGAAAUGAGCAAGUAA